AUGCCCGUCCCCUCCAAUUAUCCCCCCGUCCACAUCCCAGCGGAAGACCUGUGGACAUUUCUCUUUGAACGCAAAGACAGAGCAUACCCAGAUGAUAAGAUCCUCUACCAAGAUGCCGAAACCCAGCGCCACUACACAUACAAGGCUCUCCGCGAGGCCUCACUAGACUUUGGUAAAGGGCUGCGCGCUGUCUACGAUUGGAAGAAGGGCGAUGUUCUCGCUCUGUUUACCCCGAAUAGCAUCGACACCCCCGUUCUGAUGUGGGGGACUCUAUGGGCUGGAGGCGUGGUCUCGCCAGCCAAUCCGGCGUAUACGGUUGAUGAACUCGCAUUCCAGCUUAAGAACUCAGGCGCAAAGGGGUUGGCUACGCAAGCCUCGGUGUUGUCUGUUGCAAAACAGGCCGCCAAGAAGGUCGGCAUGAGCGAAGAUCGAAUCAUCUUGAUUGGUGACCAGCGCGAUCCGGAAGCGCGGGUCAAGCAUUUUACCUCCGUGCGCAACCUCUCUGGCGCUACCCGGUACAGGAAGCAGAAGGUGAACCCGGAGAAGGACGUUGCGUUCUUGGUUUACUCUUCUGGAACCACUGGUGUGCCUAAGGGCGUUAUGCUGUCGCACCGGAAUAUCGUCGCCAAUAUCAUGCAGCAGGUCAUUGGUGAAGGUGGUAAAUUGAGUUGGGAUGGUGGUCACGAUGGCAAGGGUGACCGAGUUCUGGCAUUUUUGCCAUUCUAUCAUAUCUAUGGAUUGACUUGUUUAAUCACUCAAGCCCUAUACAAGGGCUACCACCUAAUUGUGAUGUCUAAAUUUGACAUUGAAAAGUGGUGCGCACAUGUGCAGAACUACCGAUGCACAUUCAGUUACAUCGUCCCUCCCGUGGUGCUGUUAUUGGGCAAGCACCCGGUAGUGGACAAGUAUGACCUAUCGAGUUUGCGGAUGAUGAACUCCGGCGCCGCUCCUCUCACACAAGAGCUAGUGGAGGCAGUCUACUCGCGCAUCAAGGUUGGAAUCAAGCAAGGAUAUGGCCUCAGCGAGACCAGCCCAACGACACACUCACAACAAUGGGAGGAUUGGCGUGAAGCAAUUGGCUCGGUUGGUCGCUUGAUGCCCAACAUGCAAGCCAAGUACAUGACAAUGCCCGAGGACGGCUCCGAGCCAAAGGAGGUUGCCGUGGGCGAGGUCGGUGAGCUCUACCUCAGUGGGCCUAAUGUCUUCCUCGGCUACCAUGAGAACCCAGAGGCGACCAAGGGUUGUCUUUCCGAGGAUGGCUGGUUCCAGACUGGCGAUGUUGGUUUCCAGGAUGCCAAGGGCCACUUCUACAUCACCGAUCGUGUCAAGGAGCUCAUCAAGUACAAGGGCUUCCAGGUUCCUCCUGCUGAGCUGGAGGGACUCCUAGUUGACAACGAUGCCAUUGAUGAUGUGGCAGUGAUCGGAAUUGAGAGCGAUGCGCAUGGCUCAGAAGUUCCCUUAGCUUGUGUUGUUCGCAGUGCUAAGAGCAAGUCUUCAGGGAGAAAUGAGAAAGAAGAAGCAGACAAAAUUGUCAAGUGGCUGGAUAGCAAGGUCGCCCAUCACAAGCGCCUGCGUGGCGGUGUACAGUUUGUGGAUGAGAUUCCUAAGAAUCCCAGUGGGAAGAUCCUACGUCGUCUGCUCAAGCAGAAGUUCAAGGAGACGGCCAAGGCACCCAAGGCCAAGCUGUAA
Penicillium brevicompactum is the source of this 1689-nucleotide messenger RNA. RefSeq names its product acyl--CoA ligase. Gene Ontology annotation, molecular function: CoA-ligase activity. NCBI's taxonomy places the organism in Eukaryota, Fungi, Ascomycota, Eurotiomycetes, Eurotiales, Aspergillaceae. The coding region runs from base 1 to 1689 and encodes 562 amino acids. The transcript is spliced from 3 exons. The record is from RefSeq and is a predicted model, not a curated record. Gene Ontology annotation, biological process: secondary metabolic process.